AUGGCGCGCAAGUUCUUCAAUGGAACGGUGAAGAGCGUGAAGGCUCUGGUCGAGAGCCUGAACAGCUUCAAGGUGCCCGGCCCCGAGGUCGUGGAUGUCGUGGUGGCACCCACCUUCCUGCACAUCCCCGCCGUCGUGGAUGCCCUCCGCCCCGAGUUCAAGGUGGCUGCCCAGAACUCCUGGGUCAAGGGCAAUGGCGCCUACACCGGCGAGAUCACGGCCGACCAGAUCGCCGACCUGGGGCUGGAGUGGGUCAUCCUGGGGCACUCCGAGCGCCGGCACAUCGUGAAGGAGUCGGACGAGCUCACCGCCGACAAGGUGGCCUAUGCGCUGUCCAAGGGCCUCUCCGUCAUCUUCUGCAUCGGCGAGAAGCUGGAGGAGCGCGAGGCCAACCAGACGCAGGAGGUGAACGCCCGGCAGCUGCAGGCCCUGGCCGACAAGAUCUCCGACUGGAGCAAGAUUGUGGUGGCCUACGAGCCGGUGUGGGCCAUCGGCACGGGCAAGGUGGCCUCCCCCGAGCAGGCGCAGCAGGCUCACGCCGAGAUUCGCGCCUGGCUGGCCGAGAAGGUGGGCAAGGACGCGGCGGAGGCCACGCGCAUCAUCUACGGCGGCUCCGUCACCGCCAGCAACUCCAAGGACCUGGCGGGCGCGGCCGACAUUGACGGCUUCCUGGUGGGUGGAGCGUCCCUGAAGCCCGAGUUCGAGGACAUCAUCAAGGCGGCUGCCAAGUGA
Messenger RNA from Auxenochlorella protothecoides, 732 nucleotides. Its product is annotated as Triosephosphate isomerase, cytosolic. Gene Ontology annotation, molecular function: triose-phosphate isomerase activity. The transcript has 5 exons. Gene Ontology annotation, cellular component: cytosol. The record is from RefSeq and is a predicted model, not a curated record. Lineage: Eukaryota; Viridiplantae; Chlorophyta; Trebouxiophyceae; Chlorellales; Chlorellaceae. Gene Ontology annotation, biological process: gluconeogenesis; glycolytic process; glyceraldehyde-3-phosphate biosynthetic process. Bases 1 to 732 code for a protein of 243 amino acids.